AUGCCCGGUCUCGUCACAGCCACCGGGGUCCUGGGCUUCCUCUCCGAUGAGGAGCCCGAGCUCAAGGUCUUCGCCCUCCAGACCCUCAACGAUGACAUCGACACUGUCUGGACAGAGGUCGCCGGCGCCUUGAGCCAGAUCGAGGCACUCUAUGAGGACGAAUCCUUCCCCGAGCGCCAUCUGGCCGCCCUCGUGCUUGCCAAGGUCUACUACCACCUCCAGGCCUACAAUGAGAGCAUGACCUUUGCCCUCGCCGCCGGCCCGUUGUUCAAGCUCGACAACCCUGCCGAGUUCGAGGAGACCAUCAUCUCCAAGUGCAUCGACCAGUACAUCGCCAUCUCGUCUUCGAGCCAUAUACCUCCAAAGCACCCUGCGAACGACUCCCUCCCGGCCCUCGAGACCACCUUUGGCGCCACCCUCCCCGAAGGCGGCUCCUUGGUCUCCCCCACCACCCCUUUCUCCCAGUCUGCGCUCCCCUCCAAGUCGCUCCUCUCGCGCGACUCGGCCGACAAUGCCAUCCUCGACCCCUCCCUGGGCGCAGGCAAGAUGGGGAGGUCGAGCUCCAUCGCCACACUGCCCGACAAGAGCUCCGAGCUCGCCCUCCAGCGCGUCAUCGACCGCCUGUUCGAGGCCUGCCUGAAGGAAGGUCGCUACCGGCAGGUCGUCGGCAUUGCUGUCGAGGCCAAGAACCUUUCCAUCCUCCGCAGGGUCAUCAAGCAGGCCAGCGAGGACGAAAAGCGGUCCAAGUCCAAGUCUCUGGACUCUGUCCAGGGGCCUGCUGAGGAGCUGAUGGACUAUGCGCUGGGGAUCUGCAUGGACAUCGUACAGGAACGGAGCCUGCGCACCGAGAUCCUGGGGCUCAUCCUCGAGCUGCUCAACGACAUACCGAACCCUGACUACUUUGCAAUUGCCAAAUGUGUUGUCUACCUAGACUCCGACGAGGACGCCUCCAAGAUGCUGAAGCAGCUCAUCGAGAAAGGGGAUCCGAACUCGGUGGCAAACGCCUACCAGAUCGCCUUUGACCUUUACGACAAUGGCACACAAGAGUUCCUGGGCAAGAUUCUGGAUUCCUUGCCAUCCGGGGAGCUGCCGCCAAAGCCGCAGCCGGGGAGCGACGACGCACCGCCAGCUGAGAGCGAGCCGCUGCUCAACGACCAGGGGCCUUCCGAGCAGGAAGAACUUCCGGAGGAGGUGGCUCGGGUGUACAAGAACAUCCGCGGCAUAUUGGACGGCAGCAAGGCCAUCAAGCUCAACCUCGAGUUCCUGUACCGGAAUAACCACACCGACCUGAGCAUACUCAACAAGGUCCGUGACAGCCUUGAGGCCCGCAACUCCAUCUUCCACACCGCCGUCACUUUCUGCAACGGCUUCAUGAAUGCAGGUACAACCCAUGACAAAUUCUUCCGUGACAACCUCGAAUGGCUCGGAAAAGCCGUCAACUGGUCCAAGUUCACCGCCACGGCCGCGCUUGGUGUCAUACACCGCGGCAACCUCACACAAUCGCGGAAGCUGCUCGAGCCCUACCUCCCGAGACCGACCGGAAUCAACAGCGGCUCGAUCUACAGCCAGGGGGGUGCUUUGUAUGCCUAUGGGCUGAUACACGCCAACCAUGGUGCCGGCGCGCUCGAGUACCUCCGUGACCAGUUCACCGCUGCUGAGCAGGAGGUCAUCCAGCACGGUGGCGCUCUGGGACUCGGCAUCGCCGGCAUGGCCACUGGCUCCGAACCGAUCUUUGAGAACCUCAAAGAUGUCCUUUUCGCUGAUUCGGCGCUCAAUGGUGAGGCUGUCGGUCUGUCAAUGGGUUUGAUCAUGCUGGGCACUGGCAAUGCAAACGCCCUGCAGGUCAUGUACACGUAUGCACACGACACGACCCACGAGAAGAUCGUCCGCGGGUGCGCUAUCGGCAUGGCGCUGAUCAUGUAUGGGCGCCAGGAGGGUGCCGACGUGAUGAUCGAGGGUCUCCUCAACGACCCUGACCCGACCCUGCGGUAUGGAGGCAUCCUGACCAUCGCCAUGGCUUAUUGCGGAACGGGCAGCAACAAGGCAAUCCGCAAGCUGCUGCACACUGCUGUCAGCGACGUCAACGACGACGUCCGCCGCAUUGCCGUCAUGUCACUGGGCUUCAUCCUUUUCCGAAAACCAGGCAGCGUCCCCCGCAUGGUCGAGCUUCUCUCGGAGUCCUACAACCCACACGUCCGCUAUGGCUCCGCAAUGGCUCUAGGCAUUUCCUGCGCGGGUACCGGCCUGGACGAGGCCAUCGACCUCCUAGAACCAAUGAUGAAAGACCCCACUGAUUUCGUGCGCCAGGGUGCCUUGAUCUCUCUGGCCAUGAUCAUGGUCCAGCAGAACGAGGUGAUGAACCCCAAGGUUGCCUCGAUCCGCAAGACCUUGAAAAAGGUCGUAGGCGACCGCCAUGAGGACGCCAUGACAAAGUUUGGCGCGUCCCUCGCGCUGGGCAUCAUCGACGCUGGAGGCCGCAACUGCUCUAUCGGCUUGCAAACCCAGACAGGCAAUCUCAACAUGCCGGGUAUCGUCGGAAUGGCGGUCUUCACCCAGUACUGGUACUGGUUCCCCUUCACCCACUUCCUGUCUCUGGCCUUCGUCCCCACCUCGGUCAUCGGCCUGGACCACGAGCUCGAGAUCCCCAGCUUCAAGUUCCACUGUGCAACGCGGCCCAGCCUCUUCGACUACCCCCCAGAGCAGGAGGUCAAGGCCGAGGAGGGGCCUGCGCUGGUGACGGCCGCCGUGCUGUCUACCACCGCGCAGGCGAAGCGGCGUGCGCAGAAGAAGGAGAAGGCCGCCCGCCGUGAGAGCAUGGAUAUCGACUCGACCCCGACCGCAGCCAAGGCGGCUGCCCCCUCCGGGGACAAGAUGGAUGUUGACGACGACCGGAACAAGAAGCCGGAGGAGUCCAAGGACAAGAGGGAGGGCGAGAGCGAGAAGGAGGCGUCCGCAACUCCAGACCCCAAGAAGAAGGUCGAGAAGGAGAGGGUUGGCUACGAGAUCGAGAACAUGUCGCGUGUGCUCCCUGGCCAGCUGAAGUACAUUAGCUUUCCGGCUGGGCGGUACAAGCCGGUGAAGAAGCCAACUGGUGGGCCGCUCCUACUGCAGGACACCCAGCCUGGCGACGCCAAGGUCCUCGUUGAGGAGAAGCUCAAGAAGGUCGAGACCCAGCGCGCCCCAGUGGCCGGCCAACCAUCCGGCAGUGGCGCCGGCGGUCUUGGCGGGCUCGGGUCAGGCAGGUCCGGCCGCUCGGCCAUGAUGGGCGAUGGCGAUGAUGCCUUGGCCGAGGCCCUCCGGGUUGCCAUGCGGGAUGGCGCCGGCGGUGGCGCAGCUCUCAACGAGAUGCUGCGUCAGUCGGCCCAAGCGCGCGGACUGGAUCUCUUUGGAGACGGCGGUGCUGCCGGGACGGGUCAGGGCGGUGCUGCCGCUGCCGCGGGCGUCUUGACAGCAGUCGACGAAGACGAAGACGGUGCCGAGGAGGCGCAGGUUCCUGGAGACUUUGACUACUUCACGGACAAUGACGACGAGGAGGAGCUGUAA
This is a messenger RNA of Diaporthe batatas, 3543 nucleotides long. RefSeq names its product proteasome regulatory particle base subunit RPN2. NCBI's taxonomy places the organism in Eukaryota, Fungi, Ascomycota, Sordariomycetes, Diaporthales, Diaporthaceae. Gene Ontology annotation, molecular function: enzyme regulator activity. Bases 1 to 3543 code for a protein of 1180 amino acids. The transcript has 3 exons. Gene Ontology annotation, biological process: regulation of protein catabolic process; proteasome-mediated ubiquitin-dependent protein catabolic process. The record is from RefSeq and is a predicted model, not a curated record. Gene Ontology annotation, cellular component: proteasome storage granule; proteasome regulatory particle, base subcomplex; proteasome complex.